Messenger RNA from Cyprinus carpio (common carp), 2291 nucleotides. RefSeq names its product neuronal acetylcholine receptor subunit alpha-7-like. The transcript has 10 exons. Gene Ontology annotation, biological process: regulation of membrane potential; chemical synaptic transmission; signal transduction. Gene Ontology annotation, cellular component: synapse; postsynaptic membrane; neuron projection. Gene Ontology annotation, molecular function: transmembrane signaling receptor activity; acetylcholine-gated monoatomic cation-selective channel activity. The record is from RefSeq and is a predicted model, not a curated record. Lineage: Eukaryota; Metazoa; Chordata; Actinopteri; Cypriniformes; Cyprinidae. Bases 81 to 1631 code for a protein of 516 amino acids.
UAUCUCAGCACAAAGCUCAGAUGCUGACAGACUAAAGUUUCGUCGGCUUGUGUGUAUAAGGACAACUUCCCAUUACAGGAAUGAUGCGGAAUCAAAAAUAUUUUGGAAUUCUACACCUUGGAUUUUUUAUAUGGACGUCAUUUUGUAUUAAAGACUCGUUACAGGGGGAAUAUCAGCGGAAGCUGUAUAAGGAGUUGAUGGAGAGCUAUAACAGACUGGAAAGGCCUGUGCUCAAUGAUUCUGCACCUAUAGUGGUGGAGCUGGGACUCACACUGCUUCAGAUCAUAGACGUGGAAAAAAAAAAUCAGGUAUUAAUAACCAACGCCUGGCUACAGCUGGCAUGGACAGAUAUCUAUCUGAGCUGGAACCCUGAUAACUACCCUGGUGUUCAGACCCUGCGUUUUCCGUCCAAUCAGAUCUGGACACCAGAUAUUCUGCUGUACAACAGUGCUGAUGAGAGAUUUGAUGCCACCUUCCAUACAAACGUCCUGGUUAAUGCAUCAGGUGCUUGUCAGUACAUACCACCAGGUAUUCUAAAGAGUACAUGCUACAUUGAUGUGCGCUGGUUCCCAUUCGAUAUACAGAAAUGUGAGCUCAAGUUUGGCUCCUGGACUCAUAACGGCUGGCUGCUGGACCUGCAGAUGCAGGCAGUGGACAUCUCCACAUACAUCCCCAAUGGAGAAUGGGAUUUAGUGGGGGUCCCUGGGAAGCGUAAUGAGUUGUAUUAUGAGUGCUGUAAGGAGCCAUACCCUGACGUGACUUUUACAGUAACGAUGCGCAGGCGAACAUUGUAUUAUGGUCUGAACCUGCUCAUUCCCUGUGUGCUCAUCUCUGGCCUGGCUCUGCUCGUCUUCCUGCUGCCUGCAGAUUCUGGAGAAAAGAUAUCACUUGGUAUCACUGUCCUCUUGUCAUUAACGGUCUUCAUGCUGCUAGUGGCGGAGAUCAUGCCGGCCACCUCUGACUCAGUUCCUCUCAUAGCUCAGUACUUUGCCAGCACCAUGAUGAUUGUGGGUUUGUCGGUUGUUGUCACCGUCCUCAUUCUGCAGUUUCAUCAUCAUGAUCCACAAGGUGGAAAGAUGCCAAGAUGGGUACGUGUGAUUCUGCUCAACUGGUGCGCCUGGUUCUUGCGCAUGAAGAAGCCGGGUGAGGAACGCAAAGCCAGCUACCAAUAUGACCACUCUCCAGCACACCACGCCAGUGCCAGCAGCAUUCAGAUGGGAGUAAUGCCCGGUCAGCCGCCUUCUGCCAACUCCACCACCAAUGGUCACAUGAACCUGUACUUUGGCUUCCACUCCAUUGACAGCGCAUGCUGCCCUGCCAGCAGCGACUCUGGUGUGUCUUGCAGCGGUGGGAGAGUCGGCGGGUCACCAAACGAAGAACAGCGUGAGGCAGUAAGGAUGUUUGCAGGCGAACAGGAGAUCCAUCGCAUCCUAGUGGAAGUGAUGUACAUCGCUCAGCGGUUCCGUGACCAGGAUGAAGCCGAGGCCAUCUGCAGCGAGUGGAAAUUUGCGGCAGCAGUCGUGGAUCGGCUCUGCCUGGUGGCAUUUUCACUUUUCUCCAUCAUCUGCACCUUUACCAUUCUCAUGUCUGCGCCAAACUUCAUUGAGGCAGUCUCGAAAGACUUCACAUAAUUGGCAAAGCAUCACACUUUCUUUUGUUUUUAAAGAAACACCACGCGAUUGAGUGUGAGAAGUGUCUACCACCAAAGUCGAUUCCUUCCUCUUCUCAUCGUUCUGAGAUCAACAUGAACUAUUGUUACAAUAAUUCUGAUAAAAAUGAAAAAAAAAAAAAUUGACAAAGUUGUGUAUUUUUUAAAUGUGAUUUUUCGAACAAAAAUACAGACCCUUGGACAAGCUGUUCGGGUGAUAUUUUGUCUUUAUAUAAUGUAUGUGGAUUGAGCAAUUGAGGGCUGGUUUGUGUAAAGAUGUGUUCUCAGUGUGCAAACACUGUUAGUCACAACAGCUAAAAAUGUGUCUGUGAAGUUUAUAUGCUGAAAUUCAAACAUAAUCAGUCCCAUAAUCCCUUUGGAAGUCACACAGUUUCUUUUCAUUUCUUGGGUUUAGUAAUAUUUUUAUCAUUUAAUAUUAUUUUAGAAUUAAAAAUCAUCACCGAACUGACAUUUACUUACCAAAGCAACAAUAACACAUGUUGAUGGUAGAAUUAAUACGCUCUGAAACUCACUUUUAUCAUUCUGACAUCUUUUUAAAAAAAUAAAUAUUACAGUUAUUAGUAUAUUCAAAUCUCACUUGUGUCCACAUAAUCAGAGUGUUGUUAUUUUGUGACUUCAUUCU